AUGCCAUCGACGAAUGGAGCCUUUGCGUUUGCUCUUGUGGUCCUGAUGCUCGGCCUCGUUUCGGUUGACAACGUGCCGACCAACGCACAGCAAGAGUGUCUCUCUGGCGUUGGCGAGAAUGACAGUACCCUUCUUGCGGUGCUUGGCGUCCUCUCGCACGCACCACAGCAGCGACUUCGCGAUGCGUGGCGGCGCCACAUUUUGCCGGUCGCUUCGCCCGACAUUGCCGUCCGCUUUGUCAUGCGCGGCUUCGGUGUUCCCACUCAUGUGAACCUCGAGGCGAAGACGCACGGCGAUGUUAUUUUGCUCCGAGCGAAUUCGUCCUUGCCGCGAGGGACGGGACCGUUGAUCUCUCUAAGGCUCUGGUAUUCGUGCGCGUUGUCUGCCUUUCCGCAGGCGGCGUACGUUGGCAAGGCGGACGACGAUACCUUUGUGCACUUGCCGAGCAUUUCUCGCCAGCUCCAAGCUCUCCCACCCGACACGCCAACGUACUGGGGCAACUUUGAGUGCUAUCACUGGAACAUGACGCGGCAGACACCGACUUGGUUCUGCUUCGACUUUCCGCGCGGCACUGGCAGCUGUCGGAUGAACCAGCAGGUGCUAGGACCCUUUGCCUUUGCAAAGGGCGCCUUGAACUUUCUAAGCCAGAGUCUUGCUCGGCACCUGGUCCGCAGUAAACUAGCAGCCAACAGUGCAUCCGCAGCCGUUCGCACCUUUGCCGAAUAUGAGCAGAUUACGCGCGGGCGCGAGUGCGGCCACUGCCUGCCUUUCGAAGAUGUGUGGACAGGGGCUGCGAUCGCGCGCCUGACAGAGCUGCCAAGCUUGCGCCUGGUCUCGUCGCCUCCCACCAGUGCUAUCGUCCAUUUGAAGGACAAGGCCAGCGCAAAAGAGUUUGAAGCCUGGUCGCACGUCGCAUCAAGGAGGAGCCACUGCGAUGCAGCCACCAUCAACACCUCUUCCAUGUGCACUAUCCACCCCGCACGCACCUGUGGCGGGGCUGAGCAGCAAUUUUGCAGAGGCACCCCUCAGCAUCCCUUGCGUGGCUCUUGCCCGGGCGACGAGCUGUACGAGGCUGAGCCCUGCAAAGAUAACAAGCACACCAACGGGUGGUGCUUGCCCAAAAGGAGGCUGUGCACAGCCAAUGAACGCGAUUUCGUAACGCAACGCUGCCGCGCAACUUGCGGGAGGUGCACCCCGCAUGUGACAUGGAUCGAUGGGCUUCAGCGAUGGGUUCAGGCCAAAUCUGCCCAGGCUGCGUUCAAUGCUUCACUUUAG
Messenger RNA from Emiliania huxleyi CCMP1516, 1275 nucleotides. RefSeq lists its product as hypothetical. Bases 1 to 1275 code for a protein of 424 amino acids. The transcript has a single exon. NCBI's taxonomy places the organism in Eukaryota, Haptophyta, Isochrysidales, Noelaerhabdaceae. Gene Ontology annotation, cellular component: membrane. Gene Ontology annotation, molecular function: hexosyltransferase activity. The record is from RefSeq and is a predicted model, not a curated record.